AUGAGCAAGAAGGCCAAGUCGCAGGCCAGCAGCAGUCGCGCCGCCGCCGGUGGCGGUGGCGGCUUCGGCUUUGGAUCCGGCGCGUCCUUCUCCGCGUUUGGCGCCUCAGCCUCCCCGCUCUCUUACGUCUCCGAGCCGCCAGACCUCUCGUCCAUUUCCGAUGCGAACACGGUCGUCGCCUUCAAGAACCUCUCCAAGAAGGAUAGCACCACCAAGGCGAAGGCGCUGGAGGAUCUGCAGUCGACCGUCACCUCGGCAGGCGCACCGGUGGAGGAGGCUGUACUGGAGGCCUGGGUCCAAAUAUACCCUCGCACCUCCAUUGACACUGCUCGACGCGUCCGGCAGCUUGCGCACACGGUCCAGGGCCAGAUCGCUGCGGCGUGUGGGAAGCGCAUUGCUAGACACAUGCCCAAGGUCGUCGGCGCUUGGCUGGCUGGCCUCUACGACAACGACAAGUCUGUCUCGCUGGCUGCCCAAGCAUCCUUCAAGUCUGUCUUCUCAACACCGGAGAAGAUGCACAAUGUCCGCAAAGCCUUCCAGCAACAGAUCCUCGAGUACUGCCGCAACGUGAUCGAUAAGGAGACUUCCAGCACUCUGAGUGACGAGAGGAACACAAGUGCAGACGACGCCGAGGGAAAAUACAAUAGAGUUAUUGCUUCAAGCAUCGCAGUCAUUGCAAGUCUUCUCACGGAAUUGUCCGCGGAAGAGCUCGCCAAGGAACAGAGCAGCUACGAAGAGGCCAUACAGGACAACAAGCUCUGGGAUUUCGCCUCAUACAGCGAUCCUGCUGUGAGACGGGCUAUUCAUAGACUUCUGAGGACUUGCAUGGCAAAACAGCGCGAUGUGUACUCGAGCAACCUGCCAACAAUUUCCAAGGCUUACCUAGCCAAUGCGCUUAACUCGGACCAAACCGGUUCAGCAUAUGAAUUCUCUGAAACGUUGGUCGCCCUUACCAAGAUUUCCCCUACCGUUUGGACAGAACACUACACAUCGAAGAAGACGCCAGUGACUAGGCGUCUGCGACAGUUCCUGAAGCGCGGCUCACAAGGCGGUCCCCGGGAAUACUGGGAGAAUGUCAGCAAGAUCUUGUCUAGCCUGCCCAAGGAGGUUCUGCCUUCGGAUUCAGCCGAGGCCAUCGAAGUUCUAAACGCGAUCCGCAGUGGCAUCAUCAGCAAGGAUGAGCCUCGCAUGAACAUCAGCGCCGCAUAUACGACAUACUUCAGUGUCACGGCUGCGCUCUCUGCACGAUUUUCUGAGGAGGAGCAACAUAGGCUGUUGGCUGAGAUGGUGUUACCUCUCGUACUCCAGUACAUCAAACCAUCUCAAGACACCGCCACAUGGGCUGUCCCAGCCCCUCAAGCUGCGGGCUUGAUAAGUCAAUCUUUGGCGAUUCCCACAAUGCCUUUGGUCCUAGAGGCCCAAUGGGGGCGGGUGACAGAUGUUCUUAUUGAAGACAUGAAGACGUCACAACCAGCUCAAGCCAAGGACUAUGAGACAUCUCAGAACCAAGUUGGUGAUGAGGGUCAGAGGUGGGCUGCUGUGGCAUCUAAGCUCCUUGAGAUCUCAUCUUCUCAGGCUGUCCGCGAGAGGCUCGCGAAGUCAUCUUUGCAGGUGCUUAAAGAAGCAUUCGAGCUCCUGAGGUCUCGAAGUGGUAAGCCCUACGGUGCAGCGGGUGUAGUGGAGGCAAUGCUCAAGUCUUUCAAGCCAUUCUUGUUUGAAGAUUCUGAGUGCUCCGAGCUCCUGACUUCGUUCAUCAAGGAUGACCUUCCUUCGCUUUUCCUGUCCCCAUCGUCCUCCAAACUGGCUUCCAUUCUGCGUGCCUACAACGAUCGUCCAGAUUUUGAAGACGUUUGGAGAAAGACGCUGAAGACAUGCCUUGAUGAAGCGGAGCCGCAGGCAAAGCUCACUGCGCUGGCACAGCUUUUGUCCUCGUUAGACCCUCAAAGUCAGAUCGCAGUGGUGAAUCCAGAACUCCAAAGCUUUAUCCUUGAGAGAUUCCGGCUGUCUAUUCAAGGACAGACAGAUUGGGGCUUCCCCAGUCAGCUGCUUAAGGGCUCCUCUAUUUUGGCGGAUGAUACGGUAGACAUGGUCUUGGCAGAUCUGACACAGUCACUCUCCAUUUCCACUCAGGCUCAGAAUGCGCUCCAAGGCCUUUCAAACGUUGUCCAAUACAGCCCUGAUAUAGUCAGGAAAUACGUUCCUACGCCCGGCGGCUCUGUCUUGCUCCAGAAGCUUGUAUCAAUUACCGAAAAUCCGAAUGACGAAGUUGCAGAGCAAGCUUCCAGCCUGGAGAACCGUAUCAAGGCAACUCUGUCGGAUAGCAACAGCAAAGCGGCUCUGAAGAGCUCUAUCUUCGACGUCAUUUCCCGGGGACUUGUCGAUGCGGCUGCUGACUCUGUCUCGCCGAGUACACUGGUCGAGCUUGCCAGGGACCUCUUCAGUGAUUCCGCAAUGGAGAAAGAGGAGCUAUCUGAGAACCUUCUGCCUCCUCACCACGUCUGGGAGGUUGCGCUGAAACGCUUCUUAGAUGUUCCUCCGCAUCCGACCUUUGCCAUCACGAACCCUCUUGGGGGGAGCGUUUACUUGGUUGAGCCAAAUCAGCGGACAGCAAAGAUUCCCCGAGACUCCGAAGGCUUCUCUCCGGCUUUAAGGAUGGCUGCCUACACGGCACGUCUCCUUACCAAGGCUCCCAUUUCGGAACACCUGCCUUCUGAAAGAAAAGCUCAAUUGUACAGACAACUGCUCUUGACCGUUCAGCUUGCAAACGACAAUGUCAGCCGUGCUACCUCGAACGACAUCUUCAGCCUGUACAAUACUCACACCGAGAACGACGUCUUCGAGGUGGUCGCUGACGUACAAGCCUUGAUCAACGACUGGAUUCAGAAGUCUGGAUCGUCUUGGUCUGGAGACGAUGGUUCCGAGCACUUCUUCAUCCAUGAUGCAUGGAACACUCUCCGGCAGGCAUCCAAUGGCCUGUCAUCCGAAGCCUUUUACAACGCGCGAGCGUACGCCACGACCAUUUUUGAGUUGAUUGAGAUGCAUGGCUGGUCAAGCAAGGAAACCGCAAAUAUGGAAGGUCACUUGAAAGAGAUCCGAAGGAGUGACGAUACAUUACUAGUGGCAGCAUUCCUCUACGGCCACAGCACACCACUGGCAUCCCAUGGCUCCGCGUCUCGCAUGUGCAAUGAGCUCAUCGCGCAAUUGACAGGCCACAACAUUUCACAAGAUGUGCAAGGAGGGCUGAAGCAGCUUGUGCUGCUGAACGUCAUCGUUGCUAACCAAGAUGGCAUCACUGACACUAUCGCAAAACAACGACUGAUCUUCUUCGUCAAACACAUGACCGAAUGGCUGGACCUUCGGGGCGAUGAGGCCAUCACUCACCCAGUCAGAGCCGAAGUCUACCGCGCUUUCUCACUGCUGCUCCCGCUCAUGAAGGACAUAUAUGGAGAGCACUGGGAAGACAUUCUGAACUCUCUGAUCGCCUUCUGGUCGACAGCUGGCCGCUUCAAAGACCAGAGUCUUGGAUACGAAGAGGCCAUUCCGUGCAUACACGCCUCGCUCAAGCUCUACUCGACGCUGAAGGUGCUCCAGGCCGACGAGGACCCCAACGAAGACCUAGUCGAGAUUUGGAAGUACUCGCAGCCUCAAAUCUCGAAGGCGCUCAUUGAGCUGCUGAAGCAAUCGGAAGGAUUGGAUGAUUACAACCACCAACCUCUCAAGAUUGUCAACGAGAUUCUCUCCCGGCAGAUCAGUUCAAUUUCCGUCACUCAACUAGAGAACACGGAGGAGCUGUUCCCACUCCUGGUCACCGAGUCUAGCUCAGUGCAGCAGGCGGCAUUCGACAUCUUGCACAGGCAGAUACCAGCUGCACAAGAGGAAAUUUCCAUCAAUGCUGCGCUUGAGAAGCAGACGGUGCGGUUGCCUGAUGAGCUGCUUUCCCUCGUGCUUGAGGCCCCUUCCCAAAGUGCCAUCGAAAGUUGGGACUUUAACAGAGUGAUGCCGCUCAGCCUUCGCGGGUAUCUCUUCAGCUGGUUGCUCAUCUUCGACCACUUUACCAACUCGUCGUACAAGGUGAAGACGGACUACAUUGAGCACCUGCAGAAGGAAGGCCAUGUUCCCCAACUCCUCGACUUAUUGGCCGAGUUCUUGGGCCACACAAAGGGCAAGCCUGUCGACAUUUCCAAAUUCAACCUCGCACAGUACGACCCACACGCAGCGGACACCCCUCUUGCGGACGCGCGCUACCUCGCGGCGCACCUCUACUUCCUCGCACUCCAGCACCUGCCCUCGCUCGCCAAGUCCUGGUGGAUCGACUGCAAGUCGCGGCAGACGGUGCUGGCCGUCGAGAGCUGGACGGAGCGCUUCGUCUCGCCGCACAUUGUGGCCGCGGCGCUGGCGGCCGUCAGCGAGUGGGCCAACAGCGCGGACAACGCGGCGUCGGACGAGGCGCUGACGGUCAAGGUCAACGCGCUCGGCAAGGAGAUCACGGCGGGCUACGAGGUCGACGAGCAGUUCAUGACCAUCGUCGUGCGGCUGCCGGCCAACUACCCGCUCGCGCCCGUCGUCGUCGAGGGCGUCAACCGCGUCGCCGUGUCGGAGCAGAAGUGGCAGUCCUGGCUGCGCAACUGCCAGGGCGUCGUCACCUGGUCCAACGGCAACCUGGUCGACGGCCUCAUCUCGUGGCGGCGCAACGUCGUCGGCACGCUCAAGGGCCAGACCGAGUGCGCCAUCUGCUACAGCAUCAUCAGUGCGGAUAAGCAGCUGCCCAGCAAGAGGUGCUCGACGUGCAAGAACUUGUUCCAUACGAGCUGCUUGUACAAGUGGUUCAAGAGCAGCAAUGGAAGCAGCUGUCCGCUGUGCAGGAAUCCUUUCAACUACGGUUAG
Molecule: messenger RNA, 4884 nt
Organism: Diplodia corticola
Lineage: Eukaryota; Fungi; Ascomycota; Dothideomycetes; Botryosphaeriales; Botryosphaeriaceae
Product: ring zinc finger protein
Exons: 6
Coding region: 1-4884 (1627 amino acids)
Biological process (GO): ribosome-associated ubiquitin-dependent protein catabolic process; rescue of stalled cytosolic ribosome
Cellular component (GO): RQC complex; cytosol
Molecular function (GO): ribosomal large subunit binding; zinc ion binding; ubiquitin protein ligase activity
Source: RefSeq, a predicted model, not a curated record